AUGGGGAGGAAGAAGUGGAGGAGCCUCAGCGAUCUGGAGAUCGAGGAGGUUCAAGGGUUCAAGGACCUAGGAUUCGUCUUCGACAAGGAGGCGAUAAACCCUAGCGUGAUGGAGGUGAUCCCCGGCCUCCGCGACCGGCGGCCGCCUGCGGUGGGCAGCGGAGAGGAAGAGGAGGCCCCAGCUGUUCCCCGGCCGUACCUCUCUGAAGCUUGGUUGGCGCAGAAAUCUGCUCCGCCGCCGACGCUGGACUGGUUCGGCGGCAGCUCGCCGGCGGACAGGAAGCUCCAUCUCAGACUGUGGGCGCAGGUGGUGGCCUCAAACGUACGUCAGGAAUGUUGA
This is a messenger RNA of Spirodela intermedia, 339 nucleotides long. Lineage: Eukaryota; Viridiplantae; Streptophyta; Magnoliopsida; Alismatales; Araceae. The record is from the annotation of a GenBank genome assembly.